UUUACAGCUGGGAGAAAGAAGCAACCAUGGCCGCUGGCGAUCCUCUCCAGGGGCUCUGUAAUGAAACAAAGUGCCCCAUCUGCCUGGAUUACUUCCAAGACCCAGUGACAACUGACUGUGACCACAAAUUUUGCCGGGCCUGCAUCACCCAGUGCUUUGGGGAGUCCAGCACCCGAGCUUCCUGCCCUCAGUGCCGAGAAAUGAUUCAACGAAGCAGCCUCAGGCCUGACCGACACCUGGCAAAUGUGGUAGAGCUUGUGAGGAAACUCGAGAGAGGAAAAGUAAAAGAAGGGAAGACUGGAGUGUGUGAAAGACAUCAGGAACCCCUGAAACUCUUCUGCCUGGAGGAUAAAGCCCUUAUCUGCUGUGUCUGUAACAGAUCCAAAGAACACCAACAUCACAGCACACUUCCUGUUGAUGAGAUUUCCCAAGACUGCAAGAAACAAAUCAAAACCCAGAAAAAAUAUUUGGAGAAACAAAGAGAACACUUUCUGAACUUGAAACUAGCGCAAGAGGAGGAAACUCAGAAAAAUCUGACGCAAAUAGAAGCAGAGAAGCAGAACAUCAGGUCUGCCUUUGAGCAAAAGCACAAGUUUCUUGAGGAGCAGGAAAACCUCAAGCUGUCCCACCUGGAAGACCUGGAGAAAGAUAUUGGCAAGCAAAAUAAAGAAAAUAUUGACAGGCUUUCUGAGGAGAUUUCCCGCCUCAGUCGCCUGAUCUCAGAUAUGGACAGGAAGUGCAAACUGCCGGCAACUGAAUUCCUACAGGACAUCCAUGGAAUGAUGAGCAGAUGGAACAUCAUGCUGGGAAAGGUAUGGGUUCUGAUGGUGCUGCACAAAUUGCACUGGCUGCCAAUCGAGUAA
This is a messenger RNA of Heteronotia binoei (common prickly gecko), 863 nucleotides long. Its product is annotated as zinc finger protein RFP-like. Gene Ontology annotation, molecular function: zinc ion binding. Bases 27 to 863 code for a protein of 278 amino acids. The transcript has 5 exons. Lineage: Eukaryota; Metazoa; Chordata; Lepidosauria; Squamata; Gekkonidae. The record is from RefSeq and is a predicted model, not a curated record.